Salpingoeca rosetta is the source of this 3254-nucleotide messenger RNA. RefSeq lists its product as uncharacterized. The coding region runs from base 136 to 3180 and encodes 1014 amino acids. The transcript has 29 exons. Gene Ontology annotation, molecular function: guanyl-nucleotide exchange factor activity; protein heterodimerization activity. Lineage: Eukaryota; Choanoflagellata; Craspedida; Salpingoecidae. Gene Ontology annotation, biological process: Ras protein signal transduction; positive regulation of GTPase activity. Gene Ontology annotation, cellular component: plasma membrane. The record is from RefSeq and is a predicted model, not a curated record.
CUCCCCCCAACCCCCACACACCCCUCCCCUCCCAAGGACUCAUCGUCACGACGUGUCCUCCUUCCGCCUGCUUCUCUCCUCUGUUGUUGUCUUUUCUCUCUCUGUGUACCUCACGACGUGCCUGCUGCUGCCACCAUGUCUACGUAUGACUGGGCGGCAAACCGUGUGCGAUGGGCCAAGCUGUUCGUAUCGCCGCUGAAGAAGUUGGUGCGGAAGCUGAGCCCUUCCAGCAGCUUCGCCGUCUCUGACGGAGCGCUGGCCAUGCUUGAUGAGCGCAUCUACAACAUCCUGGCCCACUUGUGCAGCGUGCGCGGGAGCUUUCCAACGACGCGGGCCGCUGCCGAGGACGCGAUCGAGCGCCUCUUUCCGGAGAGCGUCUCCGAAUGGAUCUUGGAGGGCUGUCGCGCCGCCGUCGCUGCGCAGUCUGCAUCCCGGCGCAAGUCCGAGAUCAAGCGCCUGUUCCCCGUCGAUAAGGUGCACAGUUUGCUGAAGAAGGAGGUUGCGCGGGACCCAAAUCUGCCCAGCGAGGUCGCUCUCAUUCUCGUCACCGCCGUGGAGGAGCUCGCCUUUGAAAUCCUCAAGUUUGCCGUGAGUUAUGCACAGCAGCUGCAGGAAACUGUCAUCACAGAGGAAACCCUGCAGGUCACCAUGGAAGCAAGGCUGGACCUGUCUGCAAUCACGAGUCGGUGCACGGCGCCGCCAACGGUGCAGGCGUACAUCAAGCUCAGCUACUCCGAGGCCGUCCGCGAAUGCCUCAUCGCUGAGAACAACUUCGUCAGCAAACUCGACGCCAUCAGCAAGGUGUUUGUGGACACGCUUGAGUCGCAGUUUGAGGUGCCGGAGUCCACCAUCGCCGCCAUCUUCAGCAACACGAGCGACUUGCAUGAAAUUGCACAGAACCUUGCCACGGACCUUGAGGACGUGAUUGACAAGGGAAACAUCCACAAGUCCCUUCCCGUCGUCGGCGAAACGUUCUACAACUUCACAGAGACGAAAGAAUACGAGAAUUUUGUUUUCUUUGCCACCAAUCUCCCCACGGCGCUGCAGGCCCUUCGCGACCUCACAUAUGACGAAGCCAUGUUCAAAAAGAUGUGGGAUUUCAACCCUGAUUUCGCGCUUGCCGCAAAGUACGACCUGCCGUGCAUGCUGGUUGGGCCGCUGUAUCACCUGAAGCACUACGCCGAGGCCCUGGCCAGCAUCCUCGAGAAGGCCACACGCUCCCACGACCAUUUUGUUCGUCGCAGCGUCCCCCUCCUGCAAGACGCGCUGUGCAUUCUCAAGCCAGCCGGUGCCACCAUCACUCCAGAGAAAUACCCAAUGGUCGAAAAGCGAGAGACAUACCUGGCGUUUCCAUCCAUGGAGGCGCGUGUGUCCCAUGCACACUUUGCGCGGCUGCACAACACCAUUGACGGCGUGCAGGGCAUUGAGCUGUACAAAUCGCGCUACAACCUUCUCCACCAGGGCAACGUCGUUCUCGAUGACAAGUCCCACUACGUGUUUGCACUGGAACACGUGCUCAUCCUGUGCAAGGAGAAUUCGACCAAGAAGAGCUACCGCUUCAAGCUGCGCAGCGCCAUUCCAACAAAAGACCUUCGCAUCACCAUGGACCAGUGCUGUAGCAAGAGCUACGUCAUUGUGUUUGCAACGCCGGACAAGACAAUGCGUUUGAAGGCCGGUUCGAGCGAUGCGUAUGAGGCGUGGCUCUCCACCCUCGCUCGCAUCAUCAGCAGAGGAUACGUGGCCAAGACGGUGCGACAGAAGCUUGAAGAUUUCGAACGCAAUCUGCCAGACCUCACGCGCUUGCGGGUGCUGAACGUGUUGAAGCAGUGGGUUGACAAGCACUUUUACGAUUUCGAGAGCGACAAGACACUGCUGCGCGAACUCUUGCAGUUCAUUCAACGUGAGGUGCGCAGUGAUGCGCAGCGUGAGCGCCAAUGCCAGGCCGUCAUCCGUGUCAUCAAGAACAAGAAGUCAAAGAAGGCCAGCGGCCAAGAUGCGUCUGAGCACACAAAGCCGCCACCAGACCACCUCUGGCUGCCGGUUGAGUCAAACUUUUUGCACGUGAUGACACUGCACCCGAUCGAGGUUGCGCGGCAGCUCACCAUCAUCGACAGCGGCCUCUACCGGGCAAUCAAGCCAUCUGAGCUUGUUGGGCAGCAGUGGAACAAGGCGGACAAAGAGUCCAAGUCUCCCAAUGUGCUUGCGUUUAUUCGGCAUUUCAACCACGUGUCACGUUGGGCAAUCCGCACCAUUCUGGAGAUGUCUGAUUUGGAGGAGCGCCAACUUGUCCUCCAGUCCUUCCUCGAGGUGUUGUUUGAACUUCGCCACCUCAACAACUUCAACUCGCUGAUGGCGCUCAAGGAGGCCCUGCGCAACUCGGCAAUUUCGCGCCUCAAACACACCUGGGCGGCGGUUCCGGAGCGGAAGAUGGAGAAGUUUGCUGCAAUUGAGGAGGAAGUCGGUGGCUCAAAUCACGCCAACCUGCGGGCGACGAUUGCGCAGGCGUCACCGCCAUGCAUCCCGUUCCUCGGGCUGUAUCUGACUGACAUCACAUUCAUGGAGGAUGGCUCCCCAGACUAUCUCUCUCUCGACCCAUCCGCACCCGGCAAGGACGUGCAAGGCUCAGACAUUAUCAACUUUUCCAAACGGCGCCUGGUUGGAGAGACGUGCAUGACCAUUCAACAGUUCCAGAACCGCACAUACAACCUGGCAACCGAAGACAUCAUCAAGGAGUUUUUGCUGCGCCUGCCGCCUGUUCAUGAGCGGGCUCAACCGCUGCCUGAUGGCUCAAAGGCCUCCAUCCAGCAAUUCGAGGACAUCAUGUACGAGCAAUCGCUGAAGCUUGAACCACGCGGCGCCGCCACGGCGACGGCGGGCGAGAAGCUGUUCCAGGACACGAAAGACUUCAAGGUGUGCCGAGACUCCAUUCUCAGCCCGCACAACCCGCGCCUCUCGGUUGGCCAUGCGCCUGGAGAAGAAAGAAAGAGCCGAACAUGGAGCUUGCGAGCCCUUGCGUUGGGAAGUACAAGCUCCAGCAGCCAAUCCCCACGCCGCCUCGCUCUCUCGGAAACCUCUGCUGAGAUUGAAGAUGCUGCGCAACAAGCACAGCAGCUCACCAUCACCCCAUCCGCCACAUCCACCACAGCCCAGCAACAACAGCACCACACAACUGAGGCAUGAGAUUUUUUGCGUGUAUCAUAGCGAAAUUUGCUGUUUCCUUUUCACCCCUACAUUACAACAUUUCUUUCGCCAAA